GCAGUCAAAUAUUUAUCUCUAUAUAAAUAGUUAUAAAUGUGAAUUCUGCACAGGUUUCUGACUGAUUUUCUUUAUUUCAGAAACAAACAAGAACAUGGGCGUAGAAGGAGGUGCUAAAAUCCUCAAAUUUUUGGUUUUCUUUUUCAAUUUCAUCUUCUUUAUUUUUGGCUGUGUGCUUGUUGGCAUUGGAGCUUGGGUUCUGGUUGACUCUGGUGACUAUGUGACAUUGACCAAGGCAGUGCCUUAUGCAACUGGACCUAGGGUUUUGAUUGCGGCAGGUGCACUCGUUGCAAUUGUGGCAUUCCUUGGGUGCUGUGGAGCCUGGAAAGAGAACCGCUGCAUGCUGGUCAUUUUCUUUAUUCUCCUUCUUGUGAUCCUGUCCUUGGAGAUUGCUGCAGGAGUAUUGGGAUAUAAGAAUCGUGACAAGGUUGAGAACAGUCUAGACGAAGAUUUUUUGGAGGAACUCCGACAGCAUUACAAUGAAGGUGGAAGUGAAGGAGCUACCAAGGGAAUUGAUACACUGCAGGAAAAGGAGAAGUGUUGUGGCUGGUAUAACUACACAGACUGGUACCAGUCAAAGUUUGGAGGGCCGACCAACAGAGUUCCAGACAGUUGCUGCAAAGAAGUUGUUAAAGAUUGUGGAACCAAAAAGGAUAUUUCCCUUUGGUAUCAAGGGGGUUGCAAGACGAAGCUGGAGGACUUGCUCAAAAGCAAGUUGAAAUAUGUGGGCGCCAUUGCUGUUGCUAUUAUUGUCAUCCAGCUCCUUGGGAUGAUAUUUGCUGCUGUUUUGAUCUGCAAGAUUGGUGAUGGAACAACUUAUGCCUAAAACUCACAAUCGUGUUAAUCUUCUCUUUAAAGAUGCAAAAUGCAGUCCUUUGUUUGGACAUAACCAUUAUGUAAACCAGACAUGUGCUGAAAAUUUCUUUAUCUGACUUUUUGUAUUUAACAGGCUAGGGUUUAAUGUUAGAGUCAUUUUCGUAUAACAGUUUUCAUAAUUUGACGGUUUUCUUGGUUUGUCUCAAAUAAAAAAAGUUUGUUUUAAAAAUUUGAUUUGUUAGUUCUUAUUUUUGUAUUUUGAUUUGUUUUUGUUUUAGUUUGGUCAGUAAGAUAGGCUACUUCAUUUUUUGUUUGUUGUUUCAAUGUGUCCUGAUCAAGAGCAGGUCUCUAUUUAUAAAAGAACCUUGCACUCUCUCUAUAUGACUUUUAAUUAACUGUGUGACUUUGCAAUGUAUCUUACAUGUCUACACAAGCUGUGGUAAAUAUUUGCAUCUGAAGAAUAUUUUUUAGUUACAGCUUUACAUUUCACAAUUGCUUGUCUAAGGAUUCAGUUUCUUCACCUUGAAGUUCAUGGCAUCAUCACUUCAGGAGAUCAAUUUAAAUAUUCUGAUGGCUAUGAGCUUGUAAGAGUUGAAUAGGUUUCCUGGUACUUGUGGUCAGAAGGUUAUUUUUUUGUCAGUGCAAAAAGCAGCUGGUUGAUAUCAUGCAUCUAGGUGUCCAUACCAUAUUGCCUCAAAUAAGCACCAACACUCCAAUAAGUGCCCUUCCCUGAAUAAGCCCCCACCCUCACUCCCUUGGCUAUAAUAUCAAACAAGUACCUCCCCCUCCCCCACUUGCUUAAAUAGUAGGGCUGAAAGGAAAACCACUUUAAUUAAAACUUUUUAAGCUUCAACUAUUUUGGAAUUAACACAACCUCACCUCUCCUUGAUAGUAUUCCCUCUUCCCAUCUCAGCCAAAAUUUUUAUUAAGUACCCAGGCUGUUCUUCUGGUCAAUAUGGUAUUUAGAAACAUUACUGCAUUUACACUGACAAAAAAAAUUCUGAUGAAAAGUUUCUCUUUAAAGGGACAUAUUUUGUAAUGUUAGAGGAGAAAGGGUAUAUAAUCAUCUAAUCCCUAGUCAGUUCACAGACUGUUAUAUACAGUAGCAAUAGUCCAGUGGCUAGAGGUAAUAAAUUUGUAUCUUGACAUUAAAUUGCUGUAAUAAACUUGAGUGAGAAGGCCUUUAGGCCUCAUUGGACAAAAA
Pocillopora verrucosa is the source of this 2020-nucleotide messenger RNA. The record is from RefSeq and is a predicted model, not a curated record. NCBI's taxonomy places the organism in Eukaryota, Metazoa, Cnidaria, Anthozoa, Scleractinia, Pocilloporidae.